Plectropomus leopardus (leopard coralgrouper) is the source of this 1205-nucleotide messenger RNA. Lineage: Eukaryota; Metazoa; Chordata; Actinopteri; Perciformes; Serranidae. The record is from RefSeq and is a predicted model, not a curated record.
ACCGCAGGGCGAAGGUCGCCCGGACCGCAGUCACAACAUUUCUGGAGUUAAAUGAAGCGAUCAUUUACUGAAGUGCUGCGUGUGUCUCUGCUCUCAGGAGGCAGGAAUGAGACUCCCCCACCGCUGAGCUCAAGAUGAGAGAGUGGUGGAUUCAUGUGGGUCUGAUCUGCAUCCCGCUGGUGGCCGUCUACCUGCACAUCCCGCCCCCCCAGCUCUCACCUGCCCUGCAGAAAUGGCACAGUGCCGGGGAGGUGUUCAACUUCAGGGGCAGGGAGAUUUUCUACAGAGAAUCCUACGGCGCUCUGGGAAGCUCUGACGUCGUCCUCCUGCUCCACGGUUUCCCCACCUCCAGCUUCGACUGGAACAAGAUCUGGGAGCCACUCACUCAGCGCUUCCAUCGAGUCAUUGCACUGGAUUUCCUGGGUUUUGGCUUCAGUGACAAACCACGACCCCACAGGUACUCCAUCUUCGAGCAGGCCAGUGUGGUGGAGGCGCUGGUGGCCCACUUGGGUUUGAGCAACCAGCGAGUCAAUCUGGUGUCACAUGACUAUGGAGACACUGUGGCCCUGGAGCUUCUCUACAGGAGUGACCAGAACCGCACGGGUCACCUGACCUUCAACAGCCUCUGUCUCUCUAACGGAGGAUUAUUCCCAGAAACACAUUACCCUCGUCUGCUGCAGACACUUCUAAAGGACUCCAGUUUUCUGGCUCCGGUUCUGACACGUCUUACCAACUAUAUGAUCUUCCAAAAAGGGAUUGGAGAUGUGUUCGGUCCGUACACGCAGCCCACAGAUGCUGAGUUCUGGGACAUGUGGACAGGUUUACGCUACAACGAUGGCAACUUAGUGUUGGACAGUAUUCUGCAGUACAUCAACCAGAGACUGAAACACAGAGAGCGAUGGGUCGGUGCGCUCACUUCCACCUUCGUCCCACUGCACAUGAUCUACGGACCCCUGGACCCCGUCAACCCUCAUCCUCAGUUUAUCCGUCUGUACCAGCAGCUGGUCCGGAGAUCAACAGUCACUAUUCUGGAUGAGCACAUCAGUCACUACCCUCAACUGGAAGAUCCCACCGGCUUCCUCAAUGCAUAUUUCAAUUUUAUCCACUCUUUCUGAGGCAGAACACAGCGCUUCCGUAUUCAUGAAACAAUCCAGACCCUUAUCAAGCAGCUUUUGCACGAGGUGCAAAGACCUGUCCCGAUGAUU